UUAAAAUAGUCCCUGGCUGCAGCUUCCCUCACUUGGUCCAAAAGUGGGGUGCAGCUACACCACCCCUGUAGGCACAAGCUGAAUGAAUUGCUUGCUUCACAGGUAGGGUCCCUUGAGCAAGCCAUGCUGGAUGCCCUGGUGUUGGACAGAGUGGAUUUUGUGAAAUUGCUCAUAGAGAAUGGAGUAAGCAUGCAUCGUUUUCUCACCAUCUCCCGACUAGAGGAAUUGUACAAUACGAGACAUGGACCAUCCAACACUUUGUAUCAUCUAGUCAGGGAUGUCAAAAAGGGAAAUCUACCUCCAGAUUAUAGAAUAAGUUUGAUUGAUAUUGGACUAGUGAUUGAAUAUCUGAUGGGAGGGGCUUAUCGCUGCAACUACACCCGAAAACGAUUCAGAACCCUCUACCACAACUUGUUUGGCCCCAAGAGGCCAAAGGCCCUGAAACUGCUUGGAAUGGAGGAUGAUGUCCCUUUGCGAAGAGGAAGGAAGACAACUAAGAAACGAGAGGAAGAAGUGGAUAUUGAUUUGGAUGAUCCUGAAAUUAACCAUUUUCCUUUCCCCUUCCAUGAGUUGAUGGUGUGGGCUGUCCUGAUGAAGCGUCAAAAGAUGGCCCUCUUCUUCUGGCAGCAUGGGGAGGAGGCUAUGGCUAAAGCUUUGGUGGCCUGUAAACUCUGCAAAGCCAUGGCCCACGAAGCAUCAGAAAAUGACAUGGUGGAUGACAUAUCUCAGGAGCUGAACCACAAUUCCAGGGAUUUUGGCCAGUUGGCGGUAGAGCUGUUGGACCAAUCAUACAAGCAGGAUGAACAACUGGCAAUGAAACUGCUGACCUAUGAGCUGAAGAACUGGAGCAAUGCCACCUGCCUGCAGCUUGCUGUGGCAGCCAAGCACCGAGAUUUCAUUGCUCACACUUGCAGCCAAAUGCUGCUCACUGACAUGUGGAUGGGCCGACUUCGGAUGCGCAAAAAUUCAGGUCUAAAGGUAAUUCUAGGAAUUCUACUUCCUCCUUCAAUUCUCAGCUUGGAGUUCAAGAACAAAGAUGACAUGCCUUACAUGACUCAAGCCAAUGAGAUCCAUCUACAAGAGAAGGAGCCAGAAGAACCAGAGAAACCAGUGAAAGAAAAGGAAGAGGAGGACAUGGAACUCACCGCAAACAACAUGCGCUGCCCCCAGGAUCCCGUCUGCAGGCAGGCAGAAGGACCUGCCUACAGGACCCAAUAUGCAGGCAAGCGGAAGGACCAGUCCUCACGAGCUGCCUACAGGACCCAUUUGCAGGCAAGAACCUGGCUGUUAGAAAAGAUGAGAUGCCAGCAUAGUGCAGAUGGGCUGCUUCCAGCUCACCAGCACUUAGUUGCAGUUUAUUAUUGCCAGCCUCGGGCACAUUGUAAAGUGGCUAUACAAAUCUAAUAAACACUUCACAAAGU
Messenger RNA from Alligator mississippiensis (American alligator), 1421 nucleotides. Its product is annotated as transient receptor potential cation channel subfamily M member 3-like. The coding region runs from base 124 to 1404 and encodes 426 amino acids. Gene Ontology annotation, biological process: monoatomic cation transmembrane transport. The transcript has 8 exons. The record is from RefSeq and is a predicted model, not a curated record. Lineage: Eukaryota; Metazoa; Chordata; Crocodylia; Alligatoridae. Gene Ontology annotation, molecular function: monoatomic cation channel activity.